CGGUGAGGAGGAAUCGGGAGGGAGGAGAGAAGGCGGCGCUUUGAGCGUCCAACGUAAACAGAGCCGCAGACUCCUCUCUCUCUCUCUCUCGCUCUCUACUCCUGACUCCGCGCUCCGCCGCCCGCACCGUUCGCUCGUAACGUCGAACGCGAGUAGAAGAAAGGUCGGAGGGAGAAAGGGCAAAACACACACACACACACACAAAAAGAAGAGAGUUCCUCUCCGCGCGCACAUCCCUUCCUUCCUUCCUUCCUCAUUCCGAGCCCUCCCCCCCCACCACCCCACAUCCCCUCCUUUUGAGAAGCGUUAUAACAUGGCAGAUUUCCUCAAGAAAGGAGCCGCCGCCGACUCCGCGGAGAUCAAGGAAGCCAAGGACACGGCCAACGCCGAGCGGGCGCAGAGCAGCGAGAGAAGCUCCAAGGUGGUGGUGGUGGAGAUGGAGAAGUUCUCCCUCAGCAACAGCAGCGGUGGUGGCGGCGGUGGCGGCGGCGGCAGCGACAACAACAACACCACCAUGAGGGGCGACUCGGUGAUGGCGCACAAGGAGCCGCCCCUCAUCGUCUUCAGCAGCGACAGCGCCGCGGUCGCCUCGCACAAACCUGUGAAGAAGCAAAUCCAGUUUUCAGAUGAGAAACAGGAGUUCAGCAGAUUCCCAACCAAGACUGGUCGAAGAUCUCUAUCCCGUUCCAUCUCUCAAUCUUCCACAGACAGCUACAGCUCUGCGGCAUCCUAUACGGAUAGUUCUGACGAUGAGACAUCUCCGAGGGACAAGCAACAAAGCAACUCAAAGUCCAGUAGUGACUUCUGUGUCAAGAAUAUCAAACAGGCCGAGUUUGGACGCCGGGAGAUCGAAAUUGCUGAACAAGAAAUGUCAGCCCUUAUUGCUCUUAGGAAACGAGCUCAGGGUGAAAAACCACUGGCUGGAGCCAAGAUAGUGGGUUGCACUCACAUCACUGCCCAGACUGCAGUUCUGAUAGAGACCCUGGGAGCUCUUGGAGCACAGUGUCGCUGGGCAGCCUGUAAUAUUUACUCCACGCAGAACGAAGUUGCAGCCGCCCUCGCAGAGGCUGGAUUUUCUGUGUUUGCCUGGAAAGGAGAGUCCGAGGAUGAUUUCUGGUGGUGCAUUGAUCGCUGUGUGAACAUGGAGAGUUGGCAAGCGAAUAUGAUCCUAGAUGACGGUGGCGAUUUGACCCACUGGGUUUAUAAGAAAUAUCCGAACGUUUUUAAGAAGAUUCGGGGCAUCGUAGAAGAGAGUGUGACUGGCGUUCACAGACUCUACCAGUUGUCUAAAGCCGGCAAACUCUGUGUGCCAGCCAUGAAUGUGAACGACUCUGUUACCAAACAGAAAUUUGACAAUUUGUACUGCUGCAGAGAAUCCAUCCUGGACGGUUUAAAGAGAACGACUGACGUGAUGUUUGGUGGAAAACAGAUGGUGGUGUGUGGAUACGGAGAGGUUGGCAAAGGGUGUUGUGCUGCCCUGAAGGCAUUGGGUGCCAUUGUGUACGUGACUGAGAUCGAUCCAAUCUGCGCUCUGCAGGCCUGCAUGGAUGGGUUUCGAGUGAUGAAACUGAACGAGGUUAUCCGACAGGUGGAUUUGGUCAUCACCUGCACAGGCAACAAGAAUGUCGUUACUAGGGAACAGCUCGAUCGAAUGAAGAAUGGUUGCAUUGUUUGCAACAUGGGGCACUCAAACACUGAGAUCGAUGUGGCGAGUCUACGUACCCCAGAGCUCACAUGGGAGAGGGUACGAUCUCAAGUGGAUCACGUGAUCUGGCCUGACGGGAAGCGUGUUGUGCUUUUGGCUGAGGGUCGUCUCCUUAACCUGAGUUGCUCAACUGUGCCGACGUUUGUACUUUCAAUCACAGCUACCACUCAGGCACUGGCUCUGAUAGAGCUCUACAACGCUCCCGAAGGACGCUACAAACAAGACGUGUACCUCCUGCCUAAAAAGAUGGAUGAAUAUGUUGCCAGUUUGCAUCUGCCAACCUUUGACGCCCACUUGACCGAAUUGUCAGACGAACAGGCAAAGUAUCUGGGCCUCAACAAAAAUGGACCUUUCAAGCCUAAUUACUACAGGUAUUAGGUGCACAACUUCAAAAUGAAUGAAAGAAGGACCAAGUUGUAUGAAACCUCAGUAGAAGAAUGUAUAGUAGGCACCAGCCUAGCUGUUUGACUGCUCACUAAAUGUAUUUGAAGAGCA
This is a messenger RNA of Callorhinchus milii (elephant shark), 2200 nucleotides long. RefSeq names its product S-adenosylhomocysteine hydrolase-like protein 1. Gene Ontology annotation, cellular component: cytosol. The transcript has 17 exons. Gene Ontology annotation, biological process: L-methionine cycle. Lineage: Eukaryota; Metazoa; Chordata; Chondrichthyes; Chimaeriformes; Callorhinchidae. Bases 314 to 2083 code for a protein of 589 amino acids. The record is from RefSeq and is a predicted model, not a curated record.